CAGGGGGGAUUUUUCUUAAAAACCCUAGACCAAUUGCGGCGAAAUCUACCUCCUCAGUCCUCACCCCUUCCGAGCUGCGCUAGUAGGACUAAAGACUGGCCAGACAAGUAACCUGCGACAAUUAAUUGCCAGAAUUACAGACGGCAACGCGCCCUGAAAGAAAAAGGGAAAGAGGCAAAAUGGACUUCUCACUCUUCCUCGCAUGCUUCUGGGCGCUCCUCCUCGUUCCCCUCUCGUUUUGCACCCUGGCCGCAACGUUGAACCAACUCAUCACCAACUCGGUAGCUGAAUUCUUCACCAGCGGAUACGCCACGUUCAUCGUCCCGUGGCUCAUCUUCGAGGCUGUGGUCGGCUGGUUCCUCUCCGCAAAGAUCCGUGCCGGGAUCCAGCGCCACCGGCUGCGCGACUCUCACAACGCGGCUAGCAGUUCUCUCCCGCGCGAAAAUAGAGUGCACGCGGCGUUGCUAGUGCUGGUGACCUCUGUUGCAUUACUGGGACUGUUCUUCUUCUCAGUGGGGCUGUUUAUGGCCACGGGGAUGGGGCUGACGGACAGCGACCCACCGGCUGUGGCGUGGUGGCUCGCGCUCGCUGUGUGGGUGGUAUUUGGGAUGGUUGUUGCGAUGGUCCUGUGGGUUUGGUUGUCUGCGGUGAGGGGGCUGGUUUGGCCGUCUCCUAGACGGCGGAGACAUGAGAUGCGGGACGUGGUCGAAACUUGCGGCGGUUGUGAUGGGGAGGGGAAAGGCGGGUUGAUGCCUGCCUGAAGGGCUGUUGCGGUGCUACGUUGGGAUGAGGGGGAUUGUUUGAGACGGAGAACGAACACACCGGCAGCAGUAUACGAAAGCUUAGAUAAUUGAAUGAUGUGUGCGGUUCCC
Lasiosphaeria miniovina is the source of this 872-nucleotide messenger RNA. RefSeq lists its product as uncharacterized. The record is from RefSeq and is a predicted model, not a curated record. The transcript has a single exon. Bases 180 to 761 code for a protein of 193 amino acids. NCBI's taxonomy places the organism in Eukaryota, Fungi, Ascomycota, Sordariomycetes, Sordariales, Lasiosphaeriaceae.